UAUGUAUUGUGCUUAAAUAUUUAUAUUUUUAACUGCAACGUGUACUUGCUGGCCAGGUUGACAAGGAAGCCCUCGAUAUGCAAGUCAAGGAGAAAAAGAAAAAAGAAGAUGAAGCAAAAAAGGAGCAAAAGGCGUAUGAUGCUGAUGUGCUCCACAACACGAGAGCAGCCUGCAUCCUCCACAACAGGCUGGAGAAAGAGAAGCGCGCAGCGGAGAAGGCCAUCGUCACGUACAGGCAGCAGCAGCAGCAGCCCUGGCACAGGCGGGAGUAUGAUCUGAACGACUCAGACCGCUGGAAGAAAACCCACCAGGACGACGCCCAGAUGAUUCUGCCCGGCCUGGUGGGCGAGGACCCCGAGAGUCAGAGCAGACAGCAGAGGCAGAGGCAGCAGCUCCGAGACUGGCUCAUCCAGCAGCAGGUUGAGCGAGAUGCAGAGAGGCGCCAGCAGGAGCUGGAAGAGCAGCGCUACAACCAGAGCGUAGAGAAAAUGAACAGCGAGGCACUGCGACGUCAAAACCUGGAGACGGAAAGGAAAAAAGCAGCUGCUGUUGCUACUAAAGACUACAAUCUGGCGAAGAUUGAAGAAAAGCGGCGCCAUGAGUUGGAAAACGACAAGGAUGAAAACACACAAGGAAAGCAGAUGGGCUCGGAUCCAGCUGCAUGUGUUGGGGUGCCCGGCAUGUGUCCCAGCAGUGACAGGAGAGCCCCCCCUGAGAGCCCCCGGCAGGUCACUCAGUUCCAGAAACACCAAAUGGAAGAAAGACGGAGGGCUGAAUCUGAGCGGAAGCAGGAGGAGGACCACCUGGAUCGAGUCCGCCUGCUCUCGGCCCGCACGGCUCUGCUCGCUGAGAGGCAGCAGGCUCGACUGGACAAGCAGCUGAGGAGACGCCUGGACAGCACCAACGCUCAGCUGGCCCGAACACACAAACAACAGAAGCCAGACAUCGAAAAAGGAUCGAUUGAUGAGAGCUUCUUCUCCCAGUUCAACACCUGCAGCAGAUGAUGGGCGACAGAUCAUAGGAAUGAGUGAAAUUAAAUGAAUUACUGUGACACCACACCAGGUUUUGUUUUUUUAUAUGUCAACAUUUUCACAUUGGAAGUGGUUACAGUUUUAGAAAUAGCAUUGGUUUGUUUUCCCUGCCUUUUUACAUUACACACAAGCCUGCAUGUAGAUUAUUCAAUUUCAAGAAUCAUCCGUGAUCAAUAAAAAUCUUAAAGUGGCAUUCAAGUAGAAACUGUAUGAAAUCAAACGGCCUGUCUUUGAAAAACAUUUAAAAAAACACAUUAAAAAAAUACUGUAAUAGUUUUCUACAAACCAAAAUCAAACCAGAAGCACACUUCACACUCUGCCAAUACAAAUGCUGCAUAUCAUCCUACAGAAAGAGGCAAAACACAGUCAUAAAGUGCAAAUGUCUCAAAAUUCCUCAUUUAAAAAAAAAGCCUGUUUUGCCUUGGAAAUUUGCAGUCUUCCUGUUAGGCAAUGUAAACGAUAUUUAUUACAUUAAAUGCUGUAUUUCCUUUAAAGAGCAACACUGUCAGGCUGAGAUCUGAGGCUGUUUUCAAGUCGUUUUGUGUUCCUUGUGAACAAUAAAGGCACUGCUCAUGUUUGAACGUGCUGACUUCUCUCUAAAGGGCAU
Molecule: messenger RNA, 1638 nt
Organism: Salarias fasciatus (jewelled blenny)
Lineage: Eukaryota; Metazoa; Chordata; Actinopteri; Blenniiformes; Blenniidae
Product: RIB43A-like with coiled-coils protein 2
Exons: 6
Coding region: 78-1004 (308 amino acids)
Source: RefSeq, a predicted model, not a curated record